Molecule: messenger RNA, 265 nt
Organism: Hordeum vulgare subsp. vulgare (domesticated barley)
Lineage: Eukaryota; Viridiplantae; Streptophyta; Magnoliopsida; Poales; Poaceae
Exons: 1
Coding region: 83-265 (60 amino acids)
Source: RefSeq, a predicted model, not a curated record
AUGCCGCAACACAACCGAGGAGAGAGAAGCAGAUCCAAUCCAAGGCGGACUCGAACCCAAUCCGAUCCGAUCCAAGGCGGAGAUGAAGUUCUUCUCGGCAUUCGACCCGUGGCCGGUGUUCUUUUGCCGAGAGUGGGGCCGCACCUGGCCCUUCCUCGCCGGAUUCGCCACCACGGGGGUCAUCAUCACCAAGAUCACCGACGGAUUCACCGAGGAGGACCUCAAGAACUCCAAGUUCGUCCAGGCGCACAAGAGCUCCAGGUGA